Molecule: messenger RNA, 1701 nt
Organism: Daldinia vernicosa
Lineage: Eukaryota; Fungi; Ascomycota; Sordariomycetes; Xylariales; Hypoxylaceae
Product: UFD1-domain-containing protein
Exons: 3
Coding region: 379-1488 (369 amino acids)
Cellular component (GO): VCP-NPL4-UFD1 AAA ATPase complex
Molecular function (GO): polyubiquitin modification-dependent protein binding
Source: RefSeq, a predicted model, not a curated record
GUCUAACCUAGUGGCUUGUCUGGCUUGUCUAAUUCUUAGCAGCAAUCGCGGUUACCUAAGGCGCGAAGUAACCCCCUGACGGAUUAAUACACACGCCGAUGUUUCGUCAUAAGCAGUUGCCUUCGGAUACAUGACCUACAUAGAGCUCUGAGGAAGGUCCAGUAGCUUCUGUGAAUGUACCUAAAUUCAAGAAACUUGAAACUAAACAAAAAGUCCACUUCUUGUUCUUUUUUUGAAAUAUUCACCGUCUCUGAUUUUAUCCCCUCAACUGUCUAUAUCUAUCUUCGGUCUCCCAUUCUUCUUAUCUUUUCAGCGAAGUAAGCCAAGUUUCCUAAAUACCGUGGAUUCAACUCUUUUGACGUCGACGAUCCGACUGCCAUGUCGUACAUGGCCCGAUCCGGAAUGAUGCGCGGCCCGGCCAUGCGCCGUUUCGACGAGUACUUCCGCUGUUACCCGAUUAUCAUGGCCCCCGGAACCGAGAGACCGGAGCUCAACUACGGUUCCAAGAUCUUCUUACCGCCCUCUGCCCUCCAGAAAAUCUCCCAGUUACACGUUCAGUGGCCCUUGAUGAUGGAGCUGGUGAAUGGCGAGAAGGAGCGCCAAACACACGCGGGUGUGCUAGAGUUCGUGGCGGAGGAAGGCAGAGCAUACAUACCGCAAUGGAUGAUGCAAACGCUACAACUGGACGUCGGCGACAUGAUCCAGAUAAAAUCGACAUCACUGGAGCUGGCUAAGAUGGUUAAGCUGCAACCCCAGUCGACCAACUUCCUUGACAUUAGUGACCCCAAGGCGGUUUUAGAGAAGGCAUUCCGGAACUUCGCUACGUUAACCAAGGGCGACGUGUUCAACUUCGAGUAUAACGACGAGGUUUACGAUGUAGCGGUCUUGGAGGUGAAGCCGGAGACGGAGAAGAUGGGUGUCUGUAUGAUAGAGACCGAUGUCUCGGUCGAGUUCGCACCGCCAGUAGGAUAUGUUGAGCCGCAGAAGGGCAGCGGUACUAGUACACCGAGAAGCACAAGGGGCGGCCUACCCGCUGGCGGAGUUAUGCACCCCCAAGGCACGAUGGCCCAGUCUAUCAACUACGACGCGAUCGCCCCCAAUGCUACAACAGCUGCGACCGGAGCCCGAGCGGUUUCAUCUCAUUUCCUAAAUGAGGGUCACAAACUGAGCGCUAAGAAAGGCUCCAAAGCUCCAACGCCAAAACCCACAACACCCGUUGCCGGCACUUCUACAAAUGCCGUACCCGUCCCGCGAAGACGGACGAACGGCCCCAUGCCUCUUCGCCUACCACCUAACAAGCUCUUCUUUGGUUACGAGGUCAAACCGGUUAAGACAGACGCGGACAAGGAGGCAGAAAAAGAGAAUGCGACUAGGCCGCACUUUGCAGGACAGGGCCAAACUCUCAGAGGGGCAGUUAAGCGGAAGGGCGAGGGGGAAGACAAGGGCAAAGCGCCCGAGAAGAAACCUGACGAUAGACGAAAGGCAUGAUGGCAUUGGACUAGGGGUGUACCAGGCGUUUACGGAGUUUCUCAAUAAUCCUACGGGCCUAGUAGAUUAAUGCGAUGACUACGACAUUCUCAUACAUCAUUAACAUUUAUCGGGUUGCAUCUCUCGAUGGGGUUGCGGGCUGGGCUUGUAAGCAUAAUGGUCUAGUGUGUAACGGAAAGUAUGUGUUCGCGCAGACUCGCUACGAGAACAAAU